AUGGUUGUUGCUGGAGGCUACGGAAAUGGCCAUUCCUUUUAUCAACUCUGCUUUCCUCAUGGUCUCUGCAUUGAUGAUAAUCAAAUGAUGGUCAUGGCUGAUAAUGGCAACGAUCGUAUUACCCAAUGGCGGGUGGGUGAUAAAUAUGGAAAAGCUGUAGCUGGUGACCGUGGUCCAGGAAAUCGGUUGGAUCAAUUAAAUAAACCAACCGAUGUGCUGAUCGAUAAAGAGACUGAUAGUCUCCUUAUUUGUGAUGGCGAUAAUAGACGACUUCUACGAUGGUCUCUUCGCAGUGGCACAACUCAAGGAGAAAUUCUUCUCGACCGUGUCCACUGUUAUGGAUUGGCUAUGGACGAUCAGAGAUAUCUUUAUGUCUCUGACACUAAAUACAACGAAGUUAGACGAUAUCGAUCUGGGGAUAAGAAAGGAAUUGUCGUGGCAGGUGGCAAUGGCAAAGGUAGUGGUCUCAAUCAACUCAACACUCCAACCUACAUUUUUGUCGAUCACCAACAAGCUGUCUACGUGUCGGAACGUCACAAUCAUCGUGUGACGAAAUGGAAUAAAGGUGCAACAGAAGGGAUUGUUGUUGCUGGAGGUCAAGGUCGUGGGCAAGAUUUGACACAAUUGUCGCAACCUGAAGGACUGUUCGUCGAUACGUUGGGUACUGUCUAUGUGAUAGAUUCAUUUAAUCAUCGAGUAGUUCGCUGGUCUGAAGGUGCACAACACGCUACUGUCGUUGUUGGUGGAAAUGGUCGAGGACAAGGAGCAAAUCAAUUCAAUAGUCCCAUGGAACAUUCUGAUUUAUCAUUAGAAUGA
This is a messenger RNA of Rotaria sp. Silwood1, 816 nucleotides long. The record is from the annotation of a GenBank genome assembly. NCBI's taxonomy places the organism in Eukaryota, Metazoa, Rotifera, Eurotatoria, Philodinida, Philodinidae.